Molecule: messenger RNA, 1994 nt
Organism: Momordica charantia (bitter melon)
Lineage: Eukaryota; Viridiplantae; Streptophyta; Magnoliopsida; Cucurbitales; Cucurbitaceae
Source: RefSeq, a predicted model, not a curated record
GGAGGGAAGGCGGAGGAAGAAGGCAGGUGUCCGCUGGAUAUAUGUAUUUAUUUUGAACGCUGAAACUGGAAGACAAUUCCCCACCACUAACACGAACCGUUGGUCUCAAACGCCUUCUCUUCUUUCUCUCUCUCUAAAAAACUACAAGAUCAAAUUCGAAACGCCGGAGAACAGACAAUCGUAUACCAAACCCUACGAUCCGCGGCAGAAUAGGAGGGAUCUGCAUUCCAGCUUCUUCCAUUACGUAUCAGCUCAUCGCCGGAGAAUUUUUUAGAGUUGUUUUUGCUUUGCUUCUCUUUCAUAAGUCCACCGACGGUCAAGACAUCUUUCAUGUACCUAGGCUUCCAUUGAUAGAGGAGGAAUUUCGUUGGAACAAGUCUCUGGUUGGUGCAUUGACGGGUUUUCUGAUAAGAAGUUCGUCAUGGUUGCAACUGCAGCUACAUCCGCCUUUUUUCCUGUUACUUCUCCAUCCUUGGACUCUGGAGCAAAGACACCUAAGCUCGGUAGUGGGUCUGUCAAUCCUGGAGGAAGCAGGCCAAAAUCUUCUUCUCGUGGGUUGCAAGUUAAGGCGAAUGCCCAAGCUCCUCCAAAAAUAAAUGGUACUUCCGUUGGAUUGGAGGGUGUCAAGCUUGAUGAUGAUCUGACAUCACCUCCCCCGAGGACUUUCAUUAACCUGUUACCUGACUGGAGUAUGCUUCUUGCUGCUAUCACUACCAUAUUCCUGGCUGCUGAGAAGCAGUGGAUGAUGCUUGACUGGAAGCCUAGGCGGGCUGACAUGCUUAUCGAUCCAUUUGGUUUGGGAAGAAUUGUUCAGGAUGGUCUUGUGUUUCGGCAGAAUUUUUCAAUUAGGUCAUAUGAAAUUGGUGCAGAUCGAACUGCAUCUAUAGAAACAUUAAUGAACCAUUUACAGGAAACUGCACUUAAUCAUGUAAAAACCGCCGGACUACUAGGUGAUGGAUUUGGUUCGACACCAGAAAUGUGCAAAAAGAAUUUGAUAUGGGUAGUUGCAAAGAUGCAGGUUGUGGUCGAUAGAUACCCUACUUGGGGUGAUGUCGUUCAAGUAGACACGUGGGUCUGUGCAUCUGGGAAGAAUGGCAUGCGACGAGACUGGCUUGUUCGUGAUUGUAAAACUGGUGAAACUCUUACUAGGGCCUCAAGUGUAUGGGUGAUGAUGAAUAAGCUGACAAGAAAAUUAUCGAAGAUUCCUGGAGAAGUUAGAGAGGAAAUAGAGCCUUAUUUUGCUAAUUCACCCCCAAUUGUGGAAGAAGAUAGCAGAAAACUUCCAAAACUUGAUGAUGAUAGUGCUGAUUACAUUCGUAAAGGCUUGACGCCUAGAUGGAGUGAUUUAGAUAUCAACCAGCAUGUUAACAACGUGAAGUACAUUGGCUGGAUUCUGGAGAGUGCCCCGCUGCCAAUUCUGGAAAGUCAUGAACUCUCUACCAUGACUUUGGAAUACAGGAGAGAAUGUGGAAGGGACAGCGUGCUGCAAUCCCUUACUGCUGUAUCUGAUGCUGGUAUCACCAAUUUAGCGGAUGCUGGUGACAUUGAGUGUCAGCACCUACUUCGACUUGAAAGUGGAGCAGAGAUUGUUAGAGGAAGGACCGGGUGGAGGCCCAAGCAUGCUACAAACUUCGGGAUGGUGGGUCAGAUUCCCGCCGGAAAUACAUAAAUUCAAGAAGCUACCUCGUAGCUGGAAGCCCCCACUGGGUUCCCCUUGUGCAUUCAUUGCUUGUGUAGUUAGAGGCUUCUGUUUUUCUCGGAUUUAAAAAAAGCCCCUUAUAUAUACAUAUAUAUAUUUAUUUGUUUCCAGUCCUUCCCUAAACUAUCUGUUUUCCUUGGGAAGAAAAAAGAAAGAAGAAUUAUGCAGCCCCAUUGUAAUUAGUCAUUCUUUUAUUGCCCCAACGUUAAAGGUAAUAUAGAUAACACCUCCCUAAUGUUUUUGGCUCUUAGGUUGCAUUGCAUAUAUGUGAGCCUUCAUUUACUUAGACUUGAAA